Messenger RNA from Dothidotthia symphoricarpi CBS 119687, 937 nucleotides. Its product is annotated as 4-nitrophenylphosphatase. The coding region runs from base 55 to 903 and encodes 282 amino acids. The transcript has 5 exons. Lineage: Eukaryota; Fungi; Ascomycota; Dothideomycetes; Pleosporales; Dothidotthiaceae. Gene Ontology annotation, molecular function: alkaline phosphatase activity; phosphoglycolate phosphatase activity. The record is from RefSeq and is a predicted model, not a curated record.
CUCAAUUUCUUUCAGGCGACAAGGCCGCCAUUGAGGAGUUUCUGUCCAGGUUCGAUGUCUUCCUCUUCGAUUGCGAUAGGCGUCCUCUGGUCUGGCGAUCAUCUUUUUGAGAAGGUCCCGGAGACGCUGGAGAUGCUAAGAAGCAAAGGCAAACAGCUCGUGUUUGUCACCAACAACAGUACCAAGUCGCGACAAGACUACAAGAAGAAGUUCGACAAGUUAGGAAUACCAGCGGAAGCUAACGAAGUCUUUGGAUCCUCAUACAGCGCCGCCGUGUACAUCGCUCGCAUCCUCAAGCUACCGGCACCAAAGAACAAAGUGUUUGUGAUGGGAGAGUCUGGCGUUGAACAGGAACUCGAAGCAGAAGGUGUCCCGUAUAUCGGAGGCACAGAUCCUGCCUUCCGCCGUGACAUCGAGCCGGAGGACUUUACGAACAUCGCCAAUGGGAGCAUGCUGGACCCAGACGUGGGCAUCGUACUCACCGGCCUUGACUUCCACUGCAACUACCUGAAGACAGCGAUUGGCUUCCAAUACCUCCAGCGCGGCGCUAAGUACCUUGCGACCAACAUUGACAGCACGCUGCCCAUGUCGCACACUCUCUUCCCGGGUGCCGGAUCUUCGGGUGCUACUUUGACAAAGGCUAUUGGACGGGAGCCCCUGUCUCUGGGUAAGCCGAGUCAAGCUAUGAUGGAUGCUGUGGAAGGCAAGUUCAAGUUUGAUCGCAGCCGAACGUGCAUGGUUGGCGACAGGUUGAACACGGAUAUUCAGUUUGGCAUCGAUGGCAAGCUGGGAGGUACGCUCGCUGUGUUGACGGGUGUGAGCAAGAAGGAGGAUUUCCUCGCCGAGGGUGCGCAGACCGUGCCCUCCGCGUAUGUGAAUGCUCUGGGUGAUUUGAUGGGUUGAGCGGUGUUCAUGUACAGUCUAGAGUGGACAAGAA